Dioszegia hungarica is the source of this 1179-nucleotide messenger RNA. RefSeq lists its product as uncharacterized. Lineage: Eukaryota; Fungi; Basidiomycota; Tremellomycetes; Tremellales; Bulleribasidiaceae. The transcript is spliced from 3 exons. Bases 1 to 1179 code for a protein of 392 amino acids. The record is from RefSeq and is a predicted model, not a curated record.
AUGCCCCUUUACAAGAUCACCGAGCGCCGGCUGAAGCGAAAAGAGCGAGACGAGGAAGAUGGGAUCGCCAUCCUGAAAGCGGCGUUGAGGGAGGAAAUGGGCGGAGGCGGGGACGAGACCGAUGAUGAGGAGAGCGAGAGUGAUUCGGAUAGCGAUAGUGAGGGCGGGAGUGGCAGCGGCAGCGAGGAAGAAAGCGAGGAGGAAGAUAACGAGGUUAUGGGUGAGGAGGCCGCAGCUGGGCCAAGCGGUGCAACGGGGAACGAGGACCUCGACGAGGACGAAGAAGAGGACGAAGGCGAGCUCUCCCCUCUCGAAUCCCUAUCCGACUCGGAAGAGGACGAAGACGUCGGCCCUCCACCCAUGUCUGUAGCAGAGGCGGCCAAAUCGCCCAUCUACCUCGGAUCGGCGGUCAAGAAUCGGCGAUUAGGACCGUUCUCGCGGUGUGUGCUUUGUCCCGGCAAGUUACUCCAGUCGGAAACGGUCAUCAAGCAGCAUCUGGCCAGUUCUGUUCAUAGACGCGCGGCGAAGCGAUAUCAGACCCGCCUGGACUCUUCGGUUCCGCUAGAGACGGAUGAUCCGAGGGAGGUGGUGGAGCAGAUCUUUGAGGCUUUGGGGAAUACGCAAGCGAGAGAACCCAAGGCCAAAGCGAAGGCACAAGAGCAGAAGGACGCCGCCCCAUCAUCACCCUCCAACCCCAAAUCACCCAAACCUACCGCGUCAUCCACCCCUGCACCCCCCAAACGGCCCAACAAGGCCGAACGACGAGCAGAGCGCGCCAAAGCGCUCUUGAGCCGGAUAGGCGACAAGGCUACUGGGGAGCCGAUGCAGAUCGCGGAGGUUGUGGCGGAUGCAGAGGAGAAGGGGGAGGCGGUCGGCGGGGUCAAGUUCAAUCGGGCAGCGAGGCGGUUAUUGGCGCAGCAGGCGAAGGCAGGUGGAUCGGGUAGCGCUGAAGUAGCGGGCGAGGGAAAGAAGGGUGGUGCGGCGGAGGAGGAUGCGAAGAAGGGCGAGAAGCCAGAGGCAGGGGAUAAGGAGGGGAAGAAGGGACGAAUGGGGAAGGGGAAGAAGGACAAGAAGGGCGAGAAGGUCGAUGCGAAAGUAGGGAAGGAGCAGGUCACGUUAAGCGAGGGAGGGACACCGGCGAAGAGGAGAAAGGCGAAGGCGCCGAAAAGUGGGGAAUAA